UUUUUUUUUUUUGUACUUCUGCAAACCUCUGGGUUCUCUCCAGGUGGCCUCAGCCUAACAAACAGCCGAGAGGGAAGAGGUUCAAGAGCAGUGUUAGAAACUCAGAUAUAUAAGCUCAGGGUAAGUCUUAUUUUUCAAAUGACAGACUGACUGUGAUUGAUGAUCAGUUAAACAUCUGGCUAGUUCAGAUGACCGCCUUGAGCUCGGCUAAGAGCUUUGAGAACUUAAAGAAAAGCCUUUGAUCCAGGGACAGUCCACAUAUAGAUUGGCCUAUUCCGACCUCUUUUUCUUAAUGGCGGCACGGACCAUUCAUAACAUAGGGAUAUUCUUCACAACCGUGAGCAGGGCAGAGGGGUGGGGUAAGUGAAGACAAGCGACAACAAUUAGCUAUAAGGUUGUUCACUGCUCCUGCUUAGGCUGCACAGAAAAAGCAUUUUGGUUCCCGAAAUUCAUUCUGAUCUUGCAAAUAAAAUAUAACUGAUAGAAUUCUACAGGAUGGGGUGUUAGUGUGCAGAAACAGUCGAGAUCCAAGGAUCCCCAGGCAUGCACCUCUAGAUGGUGGAGAUGUCUGGCCCGGGCAUCUUCACUCGGUCGCAAGCGGCCAAUAGCCAGGUGCAAAAUGAGCCUGACACCUGGCUAAUUUCGAACACUGCCUUGUUUGCAGAAUUCCCCUUGGGGCAUCUGCUUGGCUGCUUGGCCUGAUCCAGCUAUAGGACUCUCCUGAUGCUCGUGUAGAACCUCCAGCUCUAGAGGCAGUCUAUCCUGAUUCCUUGGUUCUUAGGGGCAAUUGUCUGGUGUGAGGUCAGGAUGCUGUGCUAGACGGGCUCGCUUCAGCACUUUGCAAGGAGCGACUCAGGCCUCUUUUGCAUUGUCAAGCUCCCGCUUUCUCUCCGGGCGCAAGGGAGCUUUCCUUUCUCCCUCUGCUCAGCAAGAAGCAGAACUGGGACUUCCCAGUUUCUUCCCCUGCCUGGCUUCUCCUCAAAGAGGGUGUCGCCCACCCUGGCCUUCUCCGGUCACACUUCCCUUUCCCAGAGCUCUGGGAGUUUUCGCUUCCUCCCUCCUCCCUCACUUUCUCUGCCCUAAUCCUGGCACUGCAAAUUGCUCGCUCCCUUCCUGAGUUGAAGGGCAGCACUGAGUGUUCCUCCGCUGCCACCCGCUUCCAACAGUGCAAUUAUCACACCUGCGGUCCCAAGACUUCGGAGAAGUUUAGUGCCCGGGGCCGGAUCCAGCCAUGCCGUGAGCCGCCGCCAUGACGGACGAGUGGGCCCCGCAGCUGGUGGACUACUUUGUGGUGGCCGGCUUGGCGGACACUUCGGCACCGCUGGAGGAUGAGAGCCAGCCGCCUCGCCCGGCCCGGCCCAGCGAGCCCAUCGUGGAUGUGGCCGUCAUCGUGCGCUCGCAGGGCGAGGAGGUGCCACAUGGCUUCACCUGCAUCGACCGCACGACCUCCGGGAACCCCGUGGAGCUCAACGCCGGGCUGCUCAACAACCCCCAGAUGUACAUCUGCUACAGGAGAGGCCGGGACAAGCCUCCCAUUGUGGAGUUGGGGGUGCACUACGACGGAAAAGACCGCCCGAAGCCCGGCUACAAAAUCAUCGAAACGACUCCCUACAGCCACUUGGCUAACCUGGCCUCGGGGGCCCCCGGACACCAGCGCACUUUCCUGACGUACCGGCGAGCCAGCGAGAGCCAGGCCUACAGCACACUGGGCAUCACCGACAUUUGCCUUAUCAUGCCCAGCAAAGGGGAGAGCCUCCCGCACACCUUCUGCCGCGUGGACCGGAACCUCAACGCGGGCAUGUGGGGACCAGCCCUCUACAUCUGCUACAAGAUGGCAUUGGCAAAAGGGAACACUCUGGUUUAUGAAGCAGGUCUCCUUAGUCGCUACCCGGAGGAGGACAAUGAGGCUUUCCCGUUGCCGGAGUCCGUGGCUGUUUUUUGCCUCCCCAUGGGUGCGACCAUCGAGAGCUGGCCGGCCGACACGAAAUACCAGCUUCCUGUCUUCUCCACCUUCGUGUUGACCGGGGCUUCGGGAGACAAGGUGUAUGGUGCCGCCAUCCAGUUCUACGAAUCCUUCCCGCGGGAACGCCUCUCAGAGCGGCAGUGCAUGUGGCUAAACCUCCUCACCAUCGUCGACCGGCGCCCCAUCACCAGCAAAUCAGUGCAUACACGCAAGAGCAUCUGCGUCCUUUCCCACUGGCCCUUUUUCGACGUCUUCCGGAAAUUCCUUACUUUCCUGUACCGCUACAGCAUCUCGGGGCCUCACGUUCUUCCACUCGAGGCGCACAUCUCUCAUUUCAUGCACAAUGUCCCCUUCCCAUCUCCACAGCGGCCUCGGAUCCUGGUUCAGAUGUCUUCCUACGAUAACAUGCUCCUGUGCCAGCCUGUUUCAUCUCCUCUGCCACUCAGUGGCGCCAGCUUCCUCACCCUGCUGCAGACGCUGGGUCCUGAAAACGCUGUGGCCCUUCUUGUGGCGGUGCUCACGGAACAGAAGCUGCUCAUCCACUCCCUGCGGCCGGAUGUCUUGACCAGUGUGGGCGAAGCCUUGGUCUCUAUGAUAUUCCCACUGCACUGGCAGUGCCCAUACAUCCCCCUCUGCCCGCUCACCCUGGCUGACGUGUUGUCCGCUCCGGUGCCCUUCAUUGUCGGGGUGCACUCCAGCUACUUCGACCUCUGUGACCCGCCACACGACGUCAUCUGCGUUGAUCUGGACACCAACACCAUCUUCCAGUGCGAGGAAAGGAAGCUGCUGUCGAUCCGGUCGCUGCCUCGGAAACCUUGCAAGGUGCUCUUGGCUUGCUUGAACUCCCUGUACCAUCAGCUGGAUGAAAUGUACAACCGGCCCGUUGAGGAGGCCACCCUGGAAUUCCUGCUGACCGACUAUGACGUCAUCUAUGGCCGGCGGAAACAGCUGGAACUGGACAUCCAGGGGGCUUUCCUGCGCUUCAUGGCCUGCCUCCUGAAGGGCUAUCGCUGCUACCUCCUGCCCAUCACGCAGGCGCCCUCUGAGAAGACCCGCGACUCAAGUAGCCUCUUCAACCUCCAGGGCUUCCUGAAGUCACGUGACCGGGCGUAUCACAAGUUUUAUGGGCAGCUCCUCCGCACCCAGCUCUUCACGCAGUUCAUUGAGGAGUGCUCCUUCGUCAACGACCGUCACACGUCCCUAGAGUUCUUCGACUCCUGCGUGGAGAAGGUGCAGGUGGACCUGGAGAAGAUGGAGGAAACUCCCCUGAUUGAACUAGACGACACUCACGGCAGCGAACAUACCGUCUUCAUCAUGCCCCCAGAGGAGCCCACCGGACCCAAUGGUGCCGAGCUGCCACCGCGCUACCAGUACGACGGCUUCCCCAGGCUGCAAGCCAAGCUCUUUGAGCGUCCCCAGGACCAGCUCAUGCCCUCACUCUGCCAAGCCCGGACCAGCGCUCCCAGCAGCCCAGCUCCACGCAGGACCAAACAGGAAAUGAAGGUAGCCCAGCGGGUGGCUCAGAAGUACUCCGCGAUGCCCGACAUGUGGGCCAAGUGCCUGCUGGGGCACUGCUACGGCCUGUGGUUCAUCGCUCUGCCCACCUACGUGCGGGCUGCAGCCUCCAAGGUGCGGGCCCUGCAGAUAGCCUACGAGGUGCUCAAGCAGAUGGAGACCAAGAAGGUGGUGCUUCCCGAUGAGGUUUGCUACCGAAUCCUGAUGCAGCUGUGUGGUCAAUACGGCGAGCCUAUCCUCUCCGUCCGAGUGCUGCUGGAGAUGAAGCGGGCUGGCAUCGUGCCCAACACCAUCACCUAUGGCUACUACAACAAGGCCAUUUUGGAAUGCAAAUGGCCAUCCGGUACCCAGGGAGGCCGCCUCCGCUGGGCCAAGCUGCGCAACGUCGUCCUGGGGGCUGCCCAGUUCCGCCAGCCCCUGCGUCAGCGUCAGCGCGAGGCAGAAUCGCAGAGCGUCAGCAGCCAGUCAGAAGGCAGAAGCAUUAAGAUGCCAGGGUCCCGGUCCCGGUCCCGGUCCCGGUCCAAUCUGCAGCGGCAGACGACUUGGUCUGGGGGCAACGUGACCGAGAGCCUUCCAUCCACGUCACUGGUGAAGAGCGGCAGCCUCAGUUUCCCUCAGCAUGAGCCAGAAGCUGGAGUGGCUCGUGCGACCAAGGGCCUGGGCGCCACAGACCACGGCAGCAGCAGCACGCUCCCUGCCCUGCCCCACUGGUUGCAAGGCCGGGCCGGGAGCUCCGAGGACGGGAGCUUGUCGGACGUCAGCAGCUUCUUGACAGACGAGAGCGACAGGUUGACCCUGAGCAGCGUGGACACUCAGCCAGGUCCGGGGCGCUUGGAAGGCUCCGCCACAGGGGCGGAGAGUCGCGGCAUAGGGAGCGGCACACCGCGCAGAAGCCUGGCCGCCAAACUCCAGCAGCUGCUCUCGCCCAUCAAGCGGCCGUCGCUGAAACACGGUUUCACCACAGAGCAUUCGCACUCUCGCCCCGGGUCCGAGCAGCGGGACCUCCCACCUCGCCGCAGCCCGCUGGAAAGCCGCUUAUUGCUUCCUCGCGAGCGCCCAGGCUCCACUGCCUCCGAGAGUUCCGUGUCCCUGGGCAGCGAGUACGAUUAUUCGAACAGCUCCUUGUGCAGUUUCAACCUCCGGAAAUCUAGCGAGUUGCUGAUAGAGAGUCCGGCGGUUGAGGUCCUGCUCUCCAGCUGUUCCCGGUGCCAGGCCUGCAGCUCGUUGGUGUACGACGAAGAAGUGAUGGCCGGCUGGAGCUCGGACGAUUCCAACCUCAACACCACCUGCUCCUUCUGCGCCCGCCCCUUUGUGCCCUUCCUCAGCAUUGAGAUCCAGGAUCUCAAGGCGGCCCCCAGCCUUCCCAGCGUCGCUGACACCUCGGACACCAGCUCUAGCUCCUCCGAUCUCUGUCCGCGGGACAGCGAAGCCCCCGCCCCAGGGAGCCAGGGCCCCGUCCUCAGCGACCGCUCCCACUGCCUGUCUCUGGAUGAAGCUGAGCCGGAACCCGGAAGGGAGUCUAGGGCUGGGUCUCUGUGCAACGGCUUCACCGAGUCUCCGGUUCCUCAGGGUCCAGCCCCCGAAGUGGAGCACCUGGCCUUUGCCUACCUGAGCCCCUUAGUCCUGCGGAAGGAGCUGGAGACCCUCCUGGAGAACGAGGGAGGGGACUUCCUGUCUCAGCCGGAGCUGGUGGACAACCACCCAAUCAUCUACUGGAACCUGGUUUGGUACUUCGAGCGCCUGGAUCUGCCCAACAGCCUCCCCCAGCUGCUCCUGGCUAGCAAGCACUUCCAGCCAGCACUGCAGGGCUCGCCUCAGGAGGGGCUUUUCGUGCGUGUACGUUUGGUGUGGGACGUGUUGACGCCAGACCCCGACAGCUACCCCCCACUUUACGUCCUCUGGAGGUUGCACGGUAACAUCCCAACUCGCCUCCAGUCCUGGCGUCGACACAACCACCCCUUCUCGCUCUCGUUCCUGGAGGCGGUGCUGAGCUCGGUCGGGAUGGGCGAGAUGCACAAAGCCAUCUCUCUCUUUCUGGACACGGUGAAGGAGCAGUCCGGCACGACACACAUGCCCAGGAGCGUUUACCACGAGAUUCUCUUCUUGAAGCUGGCAGCCCUGGGCAGAGACCACGUGGACAUUGCCGACUUCGACAAGAAAUACAAGUCUGCCUAUUCUAAGCUGGUCGGCAGCAUGGGGAAGGAGACUCUGAAGCAAUGGAGAGCCCAGCCUCUCACCUCCAAGGCCAUCGACUGCCGGAAAAGCUUUGGGGCCAACCUGGAAUGCUAGCGGGGGGGGUCACCCGUGGCGCUGCCACCAACCUCCCCCCCCCCUCCGCCGUGUCACCUCCGGCACCCCUACCCUUCAAUUCCUGCAACAUAGGAAUCGUCAAGGACACAACGGGAGCUGAUAACCAAAUUGCGGCGGGAGCCAGUCGCUACCACCGCAGGACCUCCGCGGGGGCAGACUAGGGAACCCCGGGACAAGAGGCACAUCGCUGUCCUCUCCUCAGAGACCCUUCUGGUCCCCCAUGGACCACUCGCAUCCCCCGGAGCUGGGGCAGGGUGUCCCAACGCUAGCCGGCAGCGGGGAGACUACGGGUCUCAGGGACCAUGUGCAUAUUGGGGUUUGGGGAGCACCUCUCCCCACCCCACCCUGUCCCAGCACUGCACUCUGCACGUGCAUGAGAACACCCGUACGCCGUCCCCUCCCUCCCUCUCCCCACCUGGGUCGACCCUCUCCCCCCCCCCCAGAGAUCCUCUAUAUUUUUGUGCACUGUGUUAAUUUCUGGAAGGCAAGUCUGUCCGUUUCCUCCCGCGACACAUCAGGGUUCAAUUCAGGAAGAGGGCAACCCAUCUUGAGCCAAGUAGGGUGUGUUGUUGUUUUUUUACCGCCAGUGUUUGUUUUUCGGGGUUGGGUGGGGGUGGGGAGAGAGAGGGAGAGCUAUUUUAUAAUUUAUUUAUUGUCGAGACCUUUUUUUGUUGUUGUUGUCGCUUCUGCUUUAACUGCCGAAAAGAGGAGCCCUGUAGCAAGUGAUGGGGUGGUUGGGGUGCAAGAGCCCAUUCUACCAGUCCACCUCCCUCUUUCUCUGCUUUGCCAUACCCGUAUGGUGGGGGGGGGAGGUUGCCACAUGCCCCAGCCUGCUGUAGAGACUUACUCCCCCCCUCCCCGUGGCUGUGGGGUGCUCUUGGGUGAGGGGUUGGACCAGGGCCCGGAAGAUACCAGCCCCUUCCCCAAGGGAAGGGUUGUCUCCAGCUAAGUUCUGCUCAGGCUUGUUGAAAUUAAUGAAGUUGGGCCCCAUCCGCACUACACAUUUAAAGCGGUAUCAUACCGCUUUAAACAGUCAUUGCUUCCCCCCCACCCCAAAAAAGAAUCCUGGGAGAUGUAGUUUGUUAAGGGUUCUCAGAGUUGUUAGGAGACCUCUCUUCCCCCUCACAGAACUAUAAUUCCCAGAGUUCCCCAAGGAGAAAAGUUGAUGGUUAAACCACUCUGGGAUUUGUAGCUCUGGGAGGGAAACAGGGGUCUCCGUGCAACUCUAGGCACCCUUAACAAACCACAACUCCCAGAAUGCUUUGGUGUGGAGAGCCGUGGCUGUUUAAAGUGGUAUCAUAGGGCUUUAAAUGUAUUUUGCGGGUGCAGCCUAGCUUAGGUCCGUUAAUUUCAGCGAGUCUGAGCAGAACAAAAGUUUGAUGCAACCCGGCGUGUCAUCCCACUUUCUCCUCAGGGCUUGGAUUGUGCAAUAUGGAGGCUGAUCUCCAUCAAGACCCUAUUUGUUGUAUUAUUCAUUUUGUUGGUUUGUCCGUUUCGAUGUUCCCGGUUCUGUAAAUAAAGAGGCUUCUGUAUUUUC
Zootoca vivipara (common lizard) is the source of this 7325-nucleotide messenger RNA. Lineage: Eukaryota; Metazoa; Chordata; Lepidosauria; Squamata; Lacertidae. The record is from RefSeq and is a predicted model, not a curated record.